AUGGACGAGAUCCGUUGGUACGCCGCAAGGCUCGACCUCCCGCUGAUCGCCACCGCCGAAGGAGCCGUCAUCAUCCUCCGACUCGCCAUCAUCCACGACAGUCGUCUCUUCGUCCUCCGCAAGGAGCAAGCCGACAUCGCCGCCGCCAAGCAGUCAGCCAGGGACUUCGAGAACACCCUCGAGGAGGGUAUCCAGUUCGGCCUGGACAAGGCCCUCCAAGACAUCAAGGCCGCCAAGGAGGAGCGAGAGACCCAGAUGGCAGCCAUGGAGUGCGAGGAGCGGGAGCUGCGCCGACGACUGUCCGUGGCCUCGCUGCCGCUGGAGCUGUACCACCCGGAGGUUUAG
This is a messenger RNA of Trematosphaeria pertusa, 345 nucleotides long. RefSeq lists its product as uncharacterized. Bases 1 to 345 code for a protein of 114 amino acids. NCBI's taxonomy places the organism in Eukaryota, Fungi, Ascomycota, Dothideomycetes, Pleosporales, Trematosphaeriaceae. The transcript has a single exon. The record is from RefSeq and is a predicted model, not a curated record.